GUCUUACACAAGGAAGAUAAAUAUUAAAAAGUAUCAUUUUGGGUGGCUACUUUAAUUAUACGUCCCUUACACAUACUAAGCAAAAAUAUGAUGGGUCUCACUAUCCAAAUGGCUUCUUUUUAUUUUCCUGGCAUUGGCUACAACAUUUGUGUUAAUGAGCACCAUAUCUUUUGAAUCAGUUGGAAGAGCCACAAAGUCAGAAGAAUGCCAAGAUACACAGUGCAUGUGCGAGGAGAAUGGUUAGCUGUGCCUUGUAAAGACGCUUCUGAAACUAUACGAUGGCUGGGCAAGGAAGCACUGAGACGGUACAUUAAGAAUAAGCCAGAUAAUGGGGGUUUUACUAGUGUUGAGGAUGUGAAGUUCUACCUCCGGAGAUGUAAAGGUCUGGGCUUACUUGACCUUGAUGAUAGAAUAGAAGAUUCUUUGGAGGAUAAUGAAUUUGUUGAAGUUGUUGUGGAAGGAGAUGUGAUGUCACCAGACUUCAUACCCUCACAACCAGAAGGGGUUCAUUUAUAUAGCAGAUAUAAAGAACCUGUUGAGUAUAUUCUAAUAGAAGGGGAGAGUUUGUCAACUCAGGACCUACUCAGUUUAGGCAAAGGGCUCUUCAAAAUAAAGCUGACUCCACAAGCUGAAAACAAAGUGCAGCAAUCUAGGCUUCUAAUAGACAGUAUUGUCCAAGAACAAAAAGUGGUAUAUGGAAUCACUACAGGGUUUGGCAAAUUCGCUCGCACCGUAAUCCCAAUAACCAAGCUAAAAGAGCUUCAAGAAAAUCUUGUCCGGUCUCAUUCGGCAGGUGUCGGCAAGCCCCUAAGUCCUGAACGUACCCGUAUGCUAUUGGCUUUAAGGAUCAAUGUCUUAGCAAAAGGAUACAGUGGUAUUUCAUUAGAAACUUUACAUCAAGUCAUCGAAGCUUUUAAUGCAAGUUGUUUGCCAUAUGUCCCAGAGAAAGGGACAGUUGGAGCUAGUGGAGAUCUUGCACCUCUCUCUCAUCUUGCAUUGGGUUUGAUUGGAGAAGGCAAAAUGUGGUCACCCAAGAGUGGCUGGGCGGAUGCCAAAUAUGUACUGCAAGCUCAUGGAUUACAGCCAAUUUCACUAAAGCCAAAAGAGGGCCUAGCCCUUAUUAAUGGAACACAGAUGAUUACAUCCCUGGGUUGUGAGGCUGUGGAAAGAGCCAAUGCCAUCGCCAAGCAAGCUGAUAUUGUUGCUGCUCUCACACUUGAAGUCUUGAAGGGCACAACCAGGGCCUUUGACACAGAUAUCCAUGCUCUGAGACCCCAUCCUGGACAAGUGGAGGUUGCCUUUCGUUUCCGAUCAUUAUUGGAUUCGGAUCAUCACCCCUCAGAGAUUGCAGAGAGUCACAGGUUUUGUGACAGAGUCCAGGAUGCUUAUACACUACGGUGCUGUCCUCAGGUGCAUGGAGUGGUAAAUGAUACAAUCACCUUUGUGAAGAAUAUCAUCACAACUGAAAUUAACAGUGCAACAGACAAUCCUAUGGUUUUUUCGGAACGAGGUGAGACCAUAUCAGGUGGAAACUUCCAUGGGGAAUACCCUGCAAAGGCUUUGGAUUAUCUUGCUAUUGGGGUGCAUGAACUUGCUGCCAUCAGUGAAAGGAGGAUUGAAAGACUGUGUAACCCCUCACUCAGUGAGCUGCCAGCAUUCCUAGUGACAGAGGGAGGUUUAAACUCUGGCUUCAUGAUCGCUCACUGCACUGCUGCUGCUCUUGUUUCAGAAAACAAGGCAUUGUGUCAUCCUUCAUCUGUGGACUCCCUGUCCACUAGUGCAGCCACAGAAGACCAUGUGUCCAUGGGAGGAUGGGCAGCCAGGAAAGCUUUAAAAGUCAUUGAACAUGUUGAACAUGUGCUGGCUAUUGAAUUACUUGCAGCCUGUCAGGGGAUUGAGUUCCUACGCCCACUUCGAACUACAACUCCAUUGGAGAAAGUCUAUGACCUUGUGCGCUCGGUUGUGAGGCCUUGGAUGAAGGACCGUUUCAUGGCUCCAGAUAUAGAAGCAGUUCACAGGUUGCUAGUUGACCUGAAGAUCUGGAAUGUGGCAGAACCAUAUAUUGAAAAAUAUAGAAUGGAGCACAUUCCCGAGUCAAGACCUUCCUCCCCUACAUCCUUUUCAUUGGACUCUGUGUCAUUAAAUAACUCAUGUGCGCAUGUUCACUGUGAUUCUCUGCUCGAUCUCGACGGGUCCUAAUACAAAGUCUAUAUUCAAUGGAAAUGAAUAAAUCAGUUGCUUGUAUUUUCAUGGACAGUUGUCAAAGAACCAUCCCGUGUAUUCUUCAGUACUUGGUUUUGCCAAAUAAGAAAGAAACAGGAAACAUGUUUUGGGAAUCACAAAUUUACACACAUUUCAUUGCACUGGAGCUACAGAUUUGUCUUGUAAUAUAAAACAAGAAAAAAAUAUCAUGUCAAUUAAAGUAUUCUGGAAAUUGUAAA
This is a messenger RNA of Xenopus tropicalis (tropical clawed frog), 2441 nucleotides long. RefSeq names its product histidine ammonia-lyase, gene 2 (gene hal.2). The coding region runs from base 205 to 2199 and encodes 664 amino acids. The transcript is spliced from 21 exons. The record is from RefSeq and is a predicted model, not a curated record. Gene Ontology annotation, cellular component: cytoplasm. Gene Ontology annotation, molecular function: histidine ammonia-lyase activity; catalytic activity; ammonia-lyase activity. Gene Ontology annotation, biological process: L-histidine catabolic process. NCBI's taxonomy places the organism in Eukaryota, Metazoa, Chordata, Amphibia, Anura, Pipidae.